UCUCUCCUCCCAGAUUCUAAUUGGAUUUCAUUACCAUUUCCUUUCAGUUUUUCUGGUUGGGAGGAACAGCUUUCACUGGUUUCUCUUUGAUGCACGCACACAUCAGCAGCAGCAGCAGCUCCCACUACAUUGUCUGUCAUGACCUCACUCUGGCUGUUGCACUCCCUCCUUCUCCUCCAAGUCCAUCUUUCCAACCAGUUAGAAGACAACAAGAUCCCUCCCAGUCUGUGUACUGGUCACCCUGGUACCCCGGGCUCUCCAGGAGCUCAUGGCAGUCCUGGUCAGCCAGGGAGAGACGGGAGGGACGGGAGAGAUGCUGCUCCGGGGGAGAAGGGACCGAAGGGGGACACGGGAGACCCAGGUGAGACAGGAGUGCGAGGCCUGACCGGAGACAGAGGUGACCCAGGAGAAAAGGGUGAGGGGGGGAAGGCAGGAGAGUGUGCAGUGGCCCCCAAAUCAGCCUUCAGCGUCAAACUAUCCGAGGGUCACACUUUACCCCUCACCGUGGGAGAUGCAGUCGGCUUCGACAAGGUCGUGAUCAACGAACAGGGCGACUACAACACAGAGACGGGUCGCUUCACCUGCAAAGUACCCGGGGUUUACUACUUUGCCGUCCACGCCACAGUCUACCGCGCCAGCCUCCAGUUUGACCUGAUGAAAAAUGCACACGCAGUGGCAUCUUAUUUUCAGUUCUACGGCAACUGGCCCAAACCGGCGUCGCUGUCGGGCGGCUCCCUGCUCCACCUCGUCCCUGGUGACCAGGUGUGGGUCCAGAUGGCUCUGUCAGAGUACAGUGGAUUUUACUCCAGCACCAAGACAGACAGCACCUUCACUGGCUUCCUGGUGUACUCGGACUGGAAAAACUCUGCUGUGUUUGCAUGACACGGGCUCAUGAAGCAAAAUAAGUCAUAUCCCACUUUGGGAAAUGACCCACAACGUUUUUUUUGUUUGCUUAUUUCAGUUUUCUUAUUGAGAAGUGAAUAGGCCGUGACUUGGUGCAUCUGUAUUUGUGUAAUGAGUAUAAAACGCAUACCGUACUGGU
This is a messenger RNA of Cyclopterus lumpus (lumpfish), 1042 nucleotides long. RefSeq names its product C1q and TNF related 5 (gene c1qtnf5). NCBI's taxonomy places the organism in Eukaryota, Metazoa, Chordata, Actinopteri, Perciformes, Cyclopteridae. The transcript has 3 exons. The record is from RefSeq and is a predicted model, not a curated record. Gene Ontology annotation, molecular function: protein binding. The coding region runs from base 139 to 882 and encodes 247 amino acids.